Oncorhynchus gorbuscha (pink salmon) is the source of this 1338-nucleotide messenger RNA. RefSeq names its product paired mesoderm homeobox protein 2A-like. The record is from RefSeq and is a predicted model, not a curated record. Bases 352 to 1338 code for a protein of 328 amino acids. Gene Ontology annotation, biological process: regulation of transcription by RNA polymerase II. Lineage: Eukaryota; Metazoa; Chordata; Actinopteri; Salmoniformes; Salmonidae. Gene Ontology annotation, molecular function: DNA-binding transcription factor activity, RNA polymerase II-specific; RNA polymerase II transcription regulatory region sequence-specific DNA binding. The transcript has 4 exons.
AGGUGGUCAGGCAGGGAUCGAGAGAGAAGCUGAUGUGGAUGGAAGAGGAAGCUACUGAUACUGAGAGAGAAAAGAAAGAAAGAGAUUUCAGGAAUAUUGCUGUCAAGGAAGAGAGAACCACAUGAAGAAAUACAUAUAUAGUCAAAGAACACCCUGCUUUGACUGAAAACAAGAAAACCAAAUUGGAGAGAGGGGCUGCUAACUCGGGGAUCUUAACUUGGUCCUUGGAGAAAUUAGAAAAACUGAACUCAUUCUGUGGUGUUUUUCCAGCUUCAACGUUUUAAUUCCUCUCGAAUCCUGAGAAGUACAUUUCAUCAAGCGCUCUCCCAGAGUUGUCGUUCUCGCGUCUCCAUGUAUAAAAUGGAUUACUCCUACCUGAACUCAUAUGACUCGUGCAUGGCGGCCAUGGAGGCAUCGGCCUACGCGGACUUCAGCUCCUGCAGCCAGGCCAGCUCGUUCCAGUACAACCCGAUCCGGACCGGGUUCGGUGCCAACCCGGGCUGCGCGCCACUCAGCACCGCGAACUGCACACUGGGGUCCCUGCGCGAGCACCAGCCCACACCCUAUUCCACAGUUCCAUAUAAGUUCUUCUCGGACCCUUCUGGUUUGAACGAGAAGCGGAAACAGCGGCGCAUAAGGACCACCUUCACGAGCUCACAGCUGAAGGAGCUGGAGCGCGUGUUCGCAGAGACCCACUAUCCCGACAUCUACACGCGCGAGGAGCUUGCACUCAAGAUCGACCUUACUGAGGCGCGGGUACAGGUAUGGUUCCAGAACCGGCGGGCUAAGUUCCGUAAGGUGGAGCGUGCGGCCAACUCUAAAUCUGGUAACGGGACCGGGGGCCCAGGAGGGAACAAUGGCUGUACCGGGGGUAAAAAGGGCGAGCCCAGAUCUUCCUCGGAUGACGACGAAUCAAAAGAGUCCAUCUGCAGUCCCACCCCUGACAGCACCGCCUCGCUGCCCGGCUCAGCCAAUGGGAACAUGGGUAGCCCCGCCAGCCUCAGCCCCAGCCCCGCCCCUGCUAACAGUGGCUACGCUAACACCUCCAGCUCCCCCGUUCUGCAGGGGCUCAAACCCCCUGGUUGGCCCAGCCUAGGCCCCGCCCACCCAGGAAUGGCCCAACCCGCAGCCCAGGCUCCAGAGCUGCUGAAGGCGUGGCAGCCGGCAGACAGUAUGACAGGGCACCGAAACAAUGCUCUCAAGACUUUUUUAUCCUGUGUUCCUACUGAGGUUGCCAGGACAACAGCACCACCAUGUGGUGACGUGAACAACCAGCAGCCUGUGGUGUCUGCCAGUGUGUCUCAGUCAGGAUCCAUCCUGGGGACCCACUGUGUGUAG